AUGCCCGAUGAGUUUGUGCCGGACGUGGUCCUUCCGCAAUCCAAACACGCUCGUCAUCGUCUAUUCGUUUUCCUAAGACAAGAAGUCAAGAGUAUCAUCUCACCUACUGACCUUGACAAACCAAAUACAUGGAGGCGCUCGUGGUGCGGCGGCUGGGCGACCCCACGCUGCCCCCCCGGCGGCGAAGCCUCCCCGUUCGCCGCGGUCUCUGGGGACCACCCGGUGCCGGAGAUCUCGUCGCGAACAGCAGUCCGAGUGCGAGUCGCGGCGACCAGCCUCAACUUCGCCAAUUUCCUCCAGGUGCAGGGCAAGUACCAGGAGCGCCCCCCGCUGCCGUUCGUGCCUGGAUCCGACUACUCUGGAGUGGUCGACGCAGUCGGGCCCGGUGUGCGUGGGCUCCGGCCCGGCGACCGCGUCUGCUCCUUUACCGGCCUCGGGUCCUUCGCUGACUUCAUCGUCGCCGAGGAGAAGCAGCUAUUUUUAGUGCCUGAUGGAUGCGAUCUGGUCACAGCUGGGGCUUUACCUGUUGCAUUUGGUACAUCACAUUUGGCCCUUGUUCACCGAGCCCAAUUGAAGGCUGGCCAGGUGCUACUUGUUCUUGGUGCUGCUGGUGGAGUCGGGGUAUCUGCUGUGCAAAUAGGAAAAGUUUGUGGUUCUGUUGUUAUUGCAAUUGCUAGGGGGGCUGAGAAAUCGGAAUAUCUCAAGUCCAUAGGAGCCGAUCAUGUAAUUGACUCAAGCAAGGAUAAUGUUGUAGAAAGUGCCAAGUCCUUCUUAAAGGCUAGAGGCUUGAAAGGUGUUGAUGUUUUAUAUGACCCAGUCGGGGGGAAACUAACUCAGGAUAGCCUGAAACUUCUCAAUUGGGGUGUGCACAUUCUUGUCAUCGGAUUUGCCAGUGGUGAUGUUCCAGUUAUUCGAGCGAAUAUUGCUCUUGUUAAGAACUGGACAGUUCAUGGUUUGUACUGGGGAAGCUACUUAACUCAUCGACCACGAGUACUCAUUGAUUCCCUCAAUGAACUCUUGUCAUGGCUUUCAAAAGGUCUGAUAAAAGUUCAAAUUUCACACCGCUACAGACUUGUUGAGGCCCAUCUUGCUUUCUCUGCCCUGAGAGAUAGGAAGGCGGUUGGCAAAGUGAUGAUUGUAAUGGGCUCCUCAGCAGCAUCAAGGCUCUGA
Molecule: messenger RNA, 1170 nt
Organism: Miscanthus lutarioriparius
Lineage: Eukaryota; Viridiplantae; Streptophyta; Magnoliopsida; Poales; Poaceae
Source: the annotation of a GenBank genome assembly